Molecule: messenger RNA, 1681 nt
Organism: Dermatophagoides pteronyssinus (European house dust mite)
Lineage: Eukaryota; Metazoa; Arthropoda; Arachnida; Sarcoptiformes; Pyroglyphidae
Gene: DMAP1
Product: DNA methyltransferase 1 associated protein 1
Biological process (GO): chromatin remodeling; DNA repair; negative regulation of transcription by RNA polymerase II
Cellular component (GO): nucleus; Swr1 complex; NuA4 histone acetyltransferase complex
Molecular function (GO): transcription corepressor activity
Source: RefSeq, a predicted model, not a curated record
GCUUUUUGUUUCAUGUUUUGAGAGAAGAUUUUUGUUGGAAUAUUUGGAUUUGAUUUUUUAAAUAUCUAAAUUAGACAAUUGUAAAUUUAUCUUGCAACAAAAAUGUCUGACGUUCUAGAUAUUCUCGAAUUGAAUCGGGAAUCUGGUGAGAAGAAAAUUAUGAAAAAGAAACGUCUUCCCGAACAAUCUGCGAAGAAAUCCAAUAUCAAAGGCAUGAACCGAGAGGUUUAUGCUUUAUUGUGUUCCGAGAACAAAGAUAGUGCAUCACUCAUUCCAUCAGAUUUCGCUAUUGGUUCAAAAUUUGGAUUCCCACCCUUUGGAUACAAAAAGGUGAAAGCUAACCUAAGUCUUCGUAAAGUAAUCAAAUGGAACUGGGUACCAUUUACUAAUCCAGCACGAAAAGAUGGCUUUCAAUUGUAUCAUUGGAGACGUGAAGCGGAUAAAAAUAAAGAAUAUCCAUUUGCUAAAAUGAAUGUCGUGAUCAACAUACCUUCAUAUACUGAUCAAGAAUACCAAGAAUUAUUACAAAGUAAUGAAUGGAGCAAAAGUGAAACUGAUCAUUUAUUUGGCUUGUGUAGAAAAUAUGAUCUCCGUUUUAUUGUCAUUCAAGAUCGUUGGGAUACAUCAUUGUAUAAGGAUCGAACAGUGGAAAAUAUCAAAGAUCGAUAUUAUUCUGUAUGUGACAUUUUGGCUAAACAUCGUAACGAAUCUACUGGUGGUAAUAUUUUGACUAUGAAACCGCAAGGAUAUGUCUUUGAUGCUGAACAUGAACGAAAACGUAAAGAACAAUUGAAAAAAUUAUACAAUCGUACAUCAGAAGAAUAUGAAGAAGAGCAACAAUUGAUUGCCGAAUUACGUAAAAUUGAACAACGUAAAAAAGAACGAGAAAAAAUUACGCAAGAAAUUCAAAAAUUGAUUUCCACCGAUAGUACUUCUGAACUGCGUAGACAAGAACAACAGAAUCAGACACGACAAUCCAAUAUAUUAUCGCGUUCUAGUAGAAAGAAAGCCAAUUCUCAGCUAAAAGGUUCCCGAAUCAGCGAUGUUGGGUCAAAUUCCUUCAGCACAGUUAAUAUUGAAUCGGCAAGUAUUAAAUUUCCAGAACCAAAAACCUGUGUCUGGCUUCGUAGCUCUCGUAUUAAAUUACCAUCAUCGGUUGGAACGAAACGCAUGAAAGCCAUUCAACAAUUAAUGAAAGAACUCAAAAUUGAUCCACAUCCAAUACCAACCGAGGAAAUUUGUAGACAUUUUAACGAUCUUCGUUCGGAUAUGGUUUUACUGUAUGAAUUAAAACUUGCUCUUACCAGUCUUGAUUUCGAAUUACAAUCAUUAAAACAUCAAUAUGAAUCGAAUAGUGUGCAGGCGUCAAAUGAGAAAAUCGAACCUGUUCCUCUAACACCUUUAAGUGCGGCUAGUUUACCAGAUAAUUUGACCGCCACAUUUGGAUCCACCACUAGCCAUCAGACCAAUCAAACCCCGACAAAAACUGAUGAUAUAUCUAAGAAAAUAUCCGAAGUAAUUGAUGUAACCAAUUCAACACCACGAAAACGGAAAGCUGCUAUGGAACAAGUGAAUUUGAUGAGAAAAUUGCGAAAGAAUUAGAAUUUGAUAUUUUUUUAAACUUUAAUCACAUAAUCCAUCAGUUUAAAUUGAAUUAAUAAAUAUUAUUUUAAAACAAUCA